Molecule: messenger RNA, 1665 nt
Organism: Thalassophryne amazonica
Lineage: Eukaryota; Metazoa; Chordata; Actinopteri; Batrachoidiformes; Batrachoididae
Gene: iglon5
Product: IgLON family member 5
Exons: 8
Coding region: 492-1481 (329 amino acids)
Cellular component (GO): neuron projection
Source: RefSeq, a predicted model, not a curated record
CUCUCCUUGAACUGUCAAUCACGCGCUUUCUUGCGCGCCUGGCGUUCGGUGGCGCUGCCUGCGAUGCGCUGUGUGCUGAGCGAAACGCGCCGCAUACCAACAGAUCGGAGCCGGAGCGGGCCACUACUUCAGGACAGCUUCAGCCCGGUUCUUCUUAUGCAUUCUCUAAGACAUUCCCCUUCAGGUGAAAGAAGUGUUUGGGGUUGGCUUGUUUUUUGUGGUGAUCGGAUUUUUUGGCACAUUGCGCACGGGAGCAAAUAAAGCGCGCUCUCUGCGACGGGGGGUCAUCAUAAGGAAAAGUGGAUGACGCCGAUGCUUUGGUUUAGUCCCACGUAGAGGCGCUGGAUUGCUAACGAAAGAUUUUUGUGGGCUUUUCUUUUUCCAUUUUUUUCUUUUUUUUGAGAUCUUUGUAAACACAGAAUCCCCGCAGUGACACCGCACAGGAGGAAUAACAAGAGACCCGGCUGCAGAAAAUCAAUCACAACUCCAUCAUGGGCUGCUGUCUCCUGCACAACGCGUUUGCUGUUUUGAUCCUGAUUCUGCUGUCCAAAGGGUCCAGUGUGCACGGAGCUGAAUUCGGACACCUGCCUGACAACAUUACCGUGUUGGAAGGAGACAGCGUCGUUCUGAGAUGUCAAAUAGAUGAGGAGGUGACUCACAAAGCCUGGCUCAACCGCUCCAACAUCCUCUUCACGGGAACAGAUAAGUGGUCGCUGGACAAGCGUGUGAUGCUGGCCAACAGUAACACCAGUGAUUUCUCAAUCCUCAUCAACAAAGUACAAGUAACAGAUGAGGGGCCCUACACCUGCACGUUCCAGGCAAACAACAAGCCCCGUAUUGCCCACGUCUACCUCAUUGUACAAGUGCCGGCCAGAAUCGUAAACAUCUCCAUGGAUGUGUCGGUGAAUGAGGGAGAGAACGUAAACCUCUUCUGCCUGGCAGUGGGCCGGCCUGAGCCCACCGUCACCUGGAAAGACCAGAAAUAUGGGCUUGUCAGUGAUGGGGAGUUUCUAGACAUUACCGAGAUCAAGAGGCAGCAGGCCGAGGACUACGAGUGCAUCACCAACAAUGGAGUGGCUCCACCCCAUAAACGCAAGGUUAAAGUCACAGUUAACUACCCUCCCAUGAUCACAGAUGUGAAGAACAUGCCAGCCCAGCUGGGUAAGACAGCCAUACUGCGCUGCGAGGCCAUGGCAGUCCCCACAGCAUCUUUUGAGUGGUACAGAGAUGACCACAGGCCGGUAGAGAACGACAAUACCCUGAGGAUCAAGAAUGAAAAGACUCGCUCGCUGUUGCUGUUCACCAAUGUGACAGAGAAACACUUUGGCAACUACACCUGCUUUGCCUCAAACCGUCUGGGAGCUUCAAACGCCAGCAUGCUGCUGUUUCGACCGGGUGCAGUGUAUGGAAGAGGGACCGGGAUGAACAUCGGCGCCGGAAUCUGGAUCUGCCUCUCUGUGCUUCUUCUGCUGAAGGUGUAAAGAUAGAGCUCUUCCUGGAAUUACCCCUAAAACCCCAAAGCUCCUGUCUCCCUCCCCCUCUGCAGAAGGAAGAAGGAAAUGAAAUCUUUUAUUACGAACCCAUCACUGUGAACAAAAAGAAUAUGCAUUGUUCCGGGAGAACCAUCCAAUCAUUGCAUCAAACACAAUAACCCUCGAAUCCCAA